This is a messenger RNA of Mytilus californianus (California mussel), 1754 nucleotides long. RefSeq names its product ceramide kinase-like. The transcript is spliced from 8 exons. The coding region runs from base 64 to 1479 and encodes 471 amino acids. Lineage: Eukaryota; Metazoa; Mollusca; Bivalvia; Mytilida; Mytilidae. Gene Ontology annotation, molecular function: kinase activity. The record is from RefSeq and is a predicted model, not a curated record.
UACAUUUUCGUGGCGAAAUCAUUUUAACACCGUAUCUGCUUAUAACUGAACAAACAAAUAAAAAUGUUUCAGUUUGGUGACCAAUCCGUCGACGUAAGCUUGUCUGAUGGAGUGAUGAUUGUAGCAACACCAGAGCAUCAAAUACUCGUAUCAAUUGAAAUUCGCCACAUGUUGAAGAUGACACCUAAAGAUGGAAAUUUGACCGUUUAUUAUGUGGAGAAGAAAAAAAAGAAAACUUUAAGCGUAAAGACGAUCUCUCUGGAUGCUGACUUUGACGACAUACAAAAUCUUUAUCGUGAUUUGGAUGCUAAAUUCAGAGGUCGUCCGAAAAGUUUAUUAGUGAUUAUUAAUCCUAACGCUGGAAAGAAGAAGGGAAUCAAAGUGUAUGAAAAGAUAGCAGAUUCUCUGUUUCAACUUUGUGGUGUUAAAGCAGACGUAAUUGUGACAAGAAGACAAAAUGAGCCCACGGAGAUUUUGAAAAACUACGACCUUUCAAAGGUAGAUGGGAUUGUCACAGUGGGAGGUGAUGGAUUAUAUUGUGAGUGUAUGAACGGAUUGGUCAAGAGGACACAACAAGACAACAAUAUAAACCUAAAUAAUCACAACGCUGAUAUUGUUUCGUCUUCUCUUCCUAUUGGUAUAAUACCAGCAGGCUCCGGUGACGUCAUCGUUCAAUAUCUCCAUGGAACAAGAUGUGCACGCACUGCUGUUUUGCAUAUCUUAUUAGGACACCAUGUUGAUUCCAAUAUCGUUAGUGUUCAUGAAGGAAGACAUUUAUUGUCAUACUCAGCCUUAGUGCUUGGAUUUGGACUGUUUGGUGAUAUGAUGCACGACUGUGAGAAGUUUCGGUGGAUGGGACCUUCCCGAUACAACAUCAUUCCAUUGGGAAGUAUGUUGAAGAGAAGAGAGUUUGAUGUAGAAGUGGAAUACUAUCCUUUAACACAAAAUGAAAAGCCCAAAACAGCACGUUUAUAUGGACGACAGAUAUCGUUACCAAAUGGUUUCUUAUCACAGCCAAAAUUCCAAAGAAAGCAAAGGACCAAAUCCUCUUCCGAUUUGAUGAAAGAAACUUCUGUUAAUGAAGAUUUGGUCAAAGAAGCAGGCAGGAUAUAUGCAGUCGAUUCCCAUGCUAUUAUGAUGAAAGAAAAAUCCGGCAGAAUGACGCCUCAUUUUGGUCAAAAUUCCCUGAUGGUGUAUACCACACACAAAUGCACAUGGUCAGACCACGUGUCACAGCUAACUAAAGUUAAAAAUGAAAAACCAGAUUGUUAUGAUUACAAAUUCGUAAGAAAACAUGAAGUGUCUGGCUACAGAGUAAAGUUACAGAAUGUUACUGUAAAAACCACUGGAAACAAAAAGGAACUUCAGAAAGACUAUUACAUCAACUGUGAUGGAGAAUGUAUCCGAUUAAAAGAAACAGUAUUCAAUGUCAAAUUGCACAGAAACGCAGUGAAAUUUUUUGGAGACUUUGCAGAUUGAAACGACACUCCCAUAUGUCGUGUGAACUAUCAAUUUGACAUAAACAGUCAUAUUUGGAACUCUCUUUCACACUGCGUGCAAGUAUACUUUGCCCAGGGAAGAGAUACCAUCGUUAGCUUACACAUAACUAGUAAGCAUGAUAAAUGGUGGUUAGUUGAUUUACAAGCGUUUGUGUAAUUGCUGAAAACAUAUAAAGGUUAUGAGUUUUGUUCUGUUGAUGAACUUAGAAAUAUGACUAUGAUUACCUUUUUCAAAUAAAAAAUGUACGAAAUGAA